AGCUUUCGUUGGUUCUGAGGUUUCGAUAUAUCGGGCCAUUGAACAAUAACCCUGUCGCGAAGAGUUCCAAGCAAGCGGAGCAAGACCCCCCCUCGCAAAACGAUGGCUGGUUUGGCAGCCGCCUAUCUUCUCAAUUUUCUAAUGCCACACGAGCUCUGUUUUUACAGCAAUUGGACACCAUGCCGGAGGAGGAGAACGAUGUUUUGCAAGAUAUUUCGAUUUAUUUGGGUUAUGUUCAACUUUUCGGAUACUACUCGAUAAACGACCGAAUUGUGGAUGCCUCAAUAUUUGAAGAACUCCAGAAAUCAGCCACGUUUGAAGGCCGGCUAGCUGGAAUCAACGGGCUCGAAAUCACCUUUGAUCAACACAAAAGAGGCCUGUUGACCGGCCUGACCACGUUAUUUCAGCCAGAUAUGAACGACGAGCAUACUCAUAUCAUUCCGCAUUACUCGACAACACAGUCCAUUUUAUUUAGCGAUUUGACUUUCAAGCCCACCCAGCUGAACAGCAACUCAACCUCGACUAAACUAACGCGAAGCUUCUAUGUGAAUAUGAAGCUGCCUAUGGAUCUCGCUCCAUCGUUCCGGUCGGAGGCAGUCCAGAUACACUACAACGUCAUUCUUGGCUACCAACUGAAGGAGACAAAUGGCACUUUCUCUAACAAAACCAUGUUUUUCCCCCUCAAAAUACAGCCAUACAUCGAUAGGUUUGGAAGACAGCCGCUUUUUCAUCUUGAAAGACAGCGGAUGAACCAACGACCAAGUGCUCUGAAAAAUGUUGACUUGAACAUUGCAGGGUCCUCUGAGAUACCUGCACAGCCCAGACAUGUGCGGAAGUACUCAGAGCCGGAUAUAAAUGGAAAGUCCACUCGACGGUCGUCCAAUGCGUCCUCCCUUCCCAACAACUUGUCAAAAAAGCCCUCGACGAUAAAUAUGGAGCUUCUUCGGCGUAGUCUGGCGACCGCAGACUCCACAAGAAGAUCUUCGUCAGAGGACCUGCCAGCAACAUUUGAUCUCAGUAAAGACCUCGAGACCAAGCAGUUUCUUGCACUUCUAAACGAGCUGAACGAGAGCGACGUGAUGGAUGCAAUCAAGUUACAGGAAAAGUUUGAAAAACAAUAUCAUCACGGACAGGAUGCGGAAUCGAAUCCGCGCCAAAACCUAUUCAACAUAAUCCAGGACUACCACAGUGUUCAGAAGCAGGAGUUUUACUCAGCAGAUGACGUGGCCGACAUGGAAGGCCAAGUUCCUGUCCAUCAGCAAACAAAGUACAUUGUCAAGCAGGAUCAUCUGCAGCUGGCAAACCUGACUCUGAGCAAGAACAUUGUAAGAGUCGGAGAUGACAUCACCAUUAGCAUGUCAUUCGCGGAUGCCCAGCUGGAGACCAAGGGCGUCGAAGUGCGUUUGAUAAAGGACCAGAUAUUUUACAGAGACGAGUACUUAAGGCGCUACGAGUACAAUGAAGUAUAUAAAGGCAUCAAACACGGGAACAGCAUGGAGACCACCGUUUUCCACAAGCCGGCGAGCACGUUCGACGCCGAGCAGCUCAACGUGAAUGUACAAGUACCUGCGACUGUGGAGCCGCAGUUCAAGACAAAUUUCUUUCAACUGAAAUACUUAGUGCAGAUAAAGUUUGUUCUGGUGGAUGCUUACAAGCUUACACGGUCGCCAGAGGAGAGCACGCAGAAAAAGCGAGAGGUUUUUGAUCUGACCUCGAUCUUCACCGACAACAAGGGCUCUGUGCUUUACAAGGCGGUGGAAGGCAUUAGCAACGGUCUCGAGUUCACGGUCCGCCUGCCAAUUGUUGUGCUUCCAAGCUAUGAAUACGAUAUAGCUCCCUGAAGUAUUCUAUUGCACUGCCAACUUGGCGUGCGGUUAGGUUGUACGCG
Messenger RNA from Ogataea polymorpha, 1888 nucleotides. RefSeq lists its product as uncharacterized. The coding region runs from base 180 to 1841 and encodes 553 amino acids. NCBI's taxonomy places the organism in Eukaryota, Fungi, Ascomycota, Pichiomycetes, Pichiales, Pichiaceae. The transcript has a single exon. Gene Ontology annotation, cellular component: Golgi membrane; Ric1-Rgp1 guanyl-nucleotide exchange factor complex. The record is from RefSeq and is a predicted model, not a curated record. Gene Ontology annotation, biological process: retrograde transport, endosome to Golgi.